AUGGGCGGGCCUAUGUGUAUUCAUGGUAUGCAGAAUGUCAGGAGACGUUUGCUAGAGAAGUUGUUUGUAUUUGGCCUACCUAGCUUUGCAGCCUGCCUUUCUUUGCUUGGGUUAGCUGUGCUUGUAAAGAAGAAAGUUGAAGGCAUAGAUGUCCCAAAUCAUGAAUUAUUGUUCAGAUGCUCCCAGUUUCUUGCAUGGGUAUCUGUCAGUCUUGUCUCUGCCAAUGGACUUUUGUUCGAAAUACUCUAUAACCCAUUCAUCUGCAUCUGCUGGAUGUUGAAGAUUCUACUAGAGAUACCUCAUUUGCAAUACACACUCACAGUAAUAAAGGCAAUGUCAUAUUUUACGGAGAUCCUCUCAUUCUCGACAUCAAUUACAUUUGGACUUUUUCUUAUUGUUGCAACUGCAGCAGGCCGAUUAUGCAACAAAAGAGAAGUGAACUCUAUCGAAGCUCCACUCAUUCUGAACAAUGAAAAUUCUGAGACUGAAAGCACAAACUUGGUAUAUAAGCACCACAAUAUCUGGGAACUGUUGACUUUUAAGUCUGUUAAUCCAAUGAUGGACAUUGGUAUCACAAGACAACUUGAUUUCGCAGAUCUACUUGAAUUACCUUCUGAGCUCAGAGCUGAUUCUUGUUAUGACAAACUUCUGUCUUCAUGGACUGCUGAACAUCAAAAUCAUCAUGCUGAUCCAUCUCUACUUAGAGCUAUGUUUCACGCUUAUGGAUGGAUUUACUUACGUUUGGGCAUGUUAAAGGUGAUAAAUGACAGUAUCAGUUUUGUUAGCCCACUGCUACUCAACAAGUUCAUAAGGCUUAUUCAACAAGGUUCUGUUGGCAUGGAUGGAUAUACUAUUGCCAUUUCUCUAGGAUUGACUUCAAUUAUCAAGUCAUUUUUGGAUACCCAGUACUCAUUUCGUCUAGCAAAGCUCAAGUUGAUGUUACGAUCAAGUAUCAUGGGAAUAGUUUACCAGAAGUGCCUAUGCCUCAGUGUAUCUGAGCGUUCUAGGUUCUCUGAAGGAGAAAUACAGACCUUCAUGUCUGUUGAUGUUGACCGCACAAUUAACUUAUGUAACAGCCUUCAUGAUGCUUGGAGCUUGCCUUUGCAGAUUGGACUUGCUCUUUACCUAUUGUAUACACAAGUAAAUUAUGCAUUCCUAUCUGGACUUGCAAUAACAAUCAUACUAAUACCAGUGAACAAGUCAAUUUCUACAAGGAUUGCUACUGCCACGCAACAGAUGAUGAAGCAAAAAGAUGAGAGGAUAAGUUGUGCAGGAGAACUCUUAGCACACAUUAGAACAGUGAAGAUGUAUAGCUGGGAGAAACUUUUCACCCAACGCUUGAAGAAAAGAAGAGAAUUAGAAGUGACGCAUCUUGCGACUAGAAAAUAUCUGGAUGCAUGGUGUGUCUAUUUCUGGGCAACCACACCAACGUUAUUCUCCCUUUUCACCUUUUCCAUAUUUGCAAUAAUGGGUCACUCGCUGGAUGCUGCAACGGUCUUCACCUGUGUCGCACUCUUCAACACAUUGAUAUCCCCAUUAAACUCAUUCCCAUGGGUUAUUAACGGGAUGAUUGAUGCUGUUAUAUCUAGUAGGAGACUGCGCAAUUAUUUGUCUUCUCCAGAGCAUUGCUCUUCUGAGUUGAUGGCAUCAACUGAUGUUGCAAAGGAUGACGUUCAAAGAAAUACUGAAACAAUUUAUGAUCCCACAGCUGUUGUCAUCAGGAAUGUAUGUUGUUCAUGGUCUAAUCGCUCAACUGCUGAGCCCAACAUUAUUCUCAGAGACAUAUCUCUACAACUACCAAAAGGCCUUUUCAUUGCAAUCGUAGGCGAGGUUGGUUCGGGCAAGUCAUCUUUGCUGAAUUCUAUUAUUGGGGAAAUGUCUAUCAUCAGUGGUUCUAUCAACACAUGUGGUUCGAUUGCAUAUGUACCACAGGUACCUUGGAUAUUAUCUGGUUCUUUACGAGAUAACAUUUUGAUUGGAAAAGGAUUUGAUACAAAGAGAUAUGAAGAAGUAAUACAGGCAUGUACCCUUGAUGUCGAUAUCUCAGCAAUGGUUGGCGGAGAUAUGUCACACAUUGGAGAGAAAGGUCUCAACUUAUCUGGAGGACAGAGAGCCCGUCUAGCAUUGGCAAGGGCUUUGUAUCAUGACUCUGAUAUAUACUUGUUUGAUGAUAUACUUAGUGCAGUUGACUCACAGGUUGCUUCGUGGAUCCUGGAAAAAGCCAUUAUGGGACCACAAAUGAAGCAAAAAACACGAUUAUUAAGCACUCACAAUCUCCAUGCCAUUUCCGCUGCAGAUAUGAUUGUGGUCAUGGCUAAUGGAUUUGUAAAGUGGUUUGGUACAUCGGAAUGUUUCUUGGCAACUCCACAUUCAACAAUAUCUGAGCCAGAUAGUUCACAUGCUUUCUCAGCAACAAUUUCACAAAAAGAUAAAGGACCAAGCACCUCUGAAUUCAUAACUAAAGAUAUGCUUAACAAUGAUUCAGUGGUUGAUGAGGAGGAAAAAAGUGAUCAGGCUGAAGCAGAGGCCAGGAAAGAAGGCAUGGUUGAGCUUAUUGUGUACAAAAAAUAUGCAACAUUUGCGGGAUGGUCAAUGGUACUUCUAAUAUUUUUAAGUGCAUUCCUGAUGCAAGCAUCUCGUAAUGGGAACGAUCUUUGGUUGACUUACUGGGUUGAUACCAGCACAGGUACCAAAAAUACAAGAUUUUAUCUGACUAUCCUUGCUGUGUUUGGAAUAAUCAACUCCCUUUUCACAUUGGGAAGGGCAUUUUCUUUUGCAUACGGUGGCCUAUGUGCAGCAAUUCAGAUACAUGCUGAUCUUCUCAGCAAUCUCAUCGGUGCCCCAGUUUCUUUUUUUGACCAAAAUCCCAGUGGACGAAUACUGAAUAGAUUAUCGUCAGACCUCUACGCUAUUGAUGAUUCUCUUCCAUUUAUCCUCAAUAUAUUUGUGGCCAACUUCUUCAGCUUACUUGGCACUCUUGUUGUCUUGUGCUAUUCACAGGUUACAUUCCUACUCAUCUUAAUUCCCCUCUGGCUUAUCUACAGCAAAGUGCAGUUCUAUUACAGGUCGACAUCACGUGAAGUAAGGCGACUUGACAGUGUUGCCCGCUCACCUAUCUAUUCAUCUUUUACAGAGAUACUUGAUGGUUCAUCAACAAUAAGAGCAUUUCAGAAGGAAGGAUUCUUCUUACAGCGAUUCAUCCAACAUCUGACACUAUAUCAGAAAACAUCCUACUCUGAGCUUAUGGCUGGUCUGUGGCUCUCAUUAAGACUCCAGUUGUUGGCAGGGUCAAUCAUUUUGUUCAUUGCUGUAAUGGCCGUCGUUGGCUUCCAUAACAACUCGAAUGUUAACUUUGUUACACCCGGAUUGGUAGGCCUGGCGCUAUCAUAUGCAGCACCUUUUGUAUCGCUGUUGAAUGGCUUCUUGACCACUUUUACAGAGACAGAGAAGGAAAUGAUUUCUGUUGAGAGGGUUGUUGAGUAUGUUGGUAUACCUCAAGAAGAACUCCAGGGAUCAGAAUCUCCUCACAGAAGUUGGCCAACAGAAGGGAAGAUUGAGUUUGAGCAUGUAACUCUAAGGUACAAAGCGGAUUUACCACCUGCUUUGAAUGAUGUCUCAUUCCAUGUUGAAUCUGGCAUGCAGGUUGGGAUAAUAGGAAGGACUGGAGCAGGAAAAUCCAGUAUACUGAAUGCACUUUUCCGUUUAGCUCCAAUCUGCAACGGCCGCAUCUUAGUAGAUGGCUUUGAUGUGGCCAAAGUUGCUGUCCGAGAUCUCCGUGGGCAUUUUGCAGUAGUGCCCCAGAGUCCGUUCUUGUUUGAUGGUUCGUUGAGGGAGAACCUAGACCCUUUCAGUAUAACAACAGAUCUGAGGAUAUGGGAAGCCCUUGAAAAAUGCCAUAUGAAGGCAGAGAUCGAAUCAAUAGGAGGACUCGAUAUCCAUGUGAAGGAAAGUGGUGGAUCCUUCUCAGUAGGCCAGCGACAACUCCUAUGUCUCGCCCGUGCCAUCCUAAAAUCAUCCAAGGUUCUUUGCCUUGAUGAGUGCACAGCCAACGUUGAUAAUCAAACAGCAUCCCUGUUACAGAAUACUAUUUCUGCUGAAUGCAAAGGCAUGACAGUGCUCACCAUAGCCCAUCGUAUUUCAACGGUGAUGAAGAUGGACAAUAUUCUGGUUCUUGAUGACGGCAAACUGGUUGAAGAAGGAAACCCAGAGGUUCUUAUGAAUGACAGAUUCUCAAGAUUCUCCCGAUUUGCGAAGGCAUCUACAAUGUGAUCCCAUGAAAAUGAUGUGCUACUCUGUUAUACCAGGAGAGACAGUAGGGCUUAGUGGUAGCUCAUUUUGAUCACUAACAGGGGUACCUUAUUCUCCGAUGAGCAAAUUCACAUGGUAGUUGAUUAGCAAACAGUGAUCAACAGCUUUUCUUGGAGACCUUGUGAUUAUUUAGCUUGUGGACUGAUUGAGCAUUAACACGAUGUUUGCUGAUA
Molecule: messenger RNA, 4481 nt
Organism: Lolium rigidum
Lineage: Eukaryota; Viridiplantae; Streptophyta; Magnoliopsida; Poales; Poaceae
Product: ABC transporter C family member 13
Exons: 34
Coding region: 1-4269 (1422 amino acids)
Biological process (GO): transmembrane transport
Cellular component (GO): membrane
Molecular function (GO): ATP hydrolysis activity; ATP binding; ABC-type transporter activity
Source: RefSeq, a predicted model, not a curated record